Penicillium canescens is the source of this 1494-nucleotide messenger RNA. Its product is annotated as putative COP9 subunit 3. Bases 1 to 1494 code for a protein of 497 amino acids. NCBI's taxonomy places the organism in Eukaryota, Fungi, Ascomycota, Eurotiomycetes, Eurotiales, Aspergillaceae. Gene Ontology annotation, biological process: ubiquitin-dependent protein catabolic process. The transcript has 5 exons. The record is from RefSeq and is a predicted model, not a curated record. Gene Ontology annotation, cellular component: COP9 signalosome.
AUGACGCUUGUCUCGGACCUUGCCGCUGCAUCGGCUCAUGUACACGACUCUGCCAAACUUUCCAGUGGCGAUUAUGACCGUCGACUUCGCGAGUUGGUCGAAUACUUGAGGCGGCUUCUGUCCACUAAGGCCCUUGACACCCUUGCCAAUGACGAAUCAAUCCUCGAUCGCUUCGACCCAGCAAAAGAUUCUAUCCCAUAUCUUUUUAUCCUUCGGCUGCAGAUUCAAACCGCGCAGGCAACUACUGGCGAAGCAAUCCCAACAAAAAUCCAGCCUUCUGGUUUGCUGUGGACACGAAGUGCAGACUUCUUGAGAAAUUUUGAUAGAGUUCAGGUCAGAUAUGUCGGGCGAGAGUGGCGUGAGCUUGUUGAGAUCGUGGGACAUACUUCACAAGCUAUAUCUAAACCACUCCUAGCUACGAGGCUGAUUAGAGACGCUAUGUUGCGUCUCGACCCAUCAUGUGCUGUUUUCACGUCAACUCACCUCUUACUAGUCCGGCUGUGUCUCCGGGCAAAUGCAUAUUCCUGUGCAUUGCCGGUCUUGGACAAACACAUUUGCCAUCUUCCAAUCGUGCCUGGGCGUCACUCUUCGGACCCUCCUGUACUUUGUGCAGAACACGAGUCUAGUAUCUCCUUAGUGACGGAUGCAUCUGGUCUUUCAUCUAAGAUAUCCUAUCGAGAUUAUCUACAGUAUUUCCUCUAUGGUGGUAUGGUGUACAUGGCCCUCAAGGACUGGCGCAAGGCACUUCACUUCCUUGGCGUUGUCGUCUCUACACCUGUUGCUAGCUCUGUGAGCUUGGUCAUGGUGGAUGCAUACAAAAAAUGGGUUCUAGUAGGUCUACUUGAACAUGGCAAGUUGUACCCACCUCCAACCAUCACAACCCCUCAUGUGAUGAAGAUAUAUCAGUCAUUGGCGAGACCCUAUGUUAUACUUGCACACGCCUUCGAGCGAGGUGAUAUCCGAAGAUUGAAAGCUGAGGUUGAUUCGGCAGAAGAUAUCUGGCAGAAUGACAAUAACAUGGGCCUCGUCUCCCAGGUCGUGAACAUCUUUUUCGGCCAGGCUAUCACCAAGCUUGGAAAGACGUUCGCAGCUUUAACGGUCGCCGACCUUGCAAAACAAGUGUUCCCUUUGCCCGUGCGUGGAGAAGUUGCGGAGUCUGUGAUUGUGUCUCUCGUGUUGUCUGGUGCUUUAGACGCUACGUUACUACAGCCUCAAGAUCAUGCGAUGUCGUCAAUGCUGCGAUUUUCGGCUACUUCUUCGUUCACUCGACUGUCGCAUGAAUUGAACAUACAAUCUCAAUUUCAGAGGGAGCGAUUUUUAAUGGAGGCCUUGGUGGGCAAUCUAAGCGAGAGCAAUCAGAACCUAGGCCUGAGUGAUGAAUGUGUUGACAAUGUUCAUAAAGGACAGCCUUGGUCGGGCUCUGAAGUGAAUCCAGUUCUAGGGGAGGAAGUUGGCUUGGAGAUGGAUGAGGAUCUAAUGGGUGAUAUUCCUUAG